Molecule: messenger RNA, 2040 nt
Organism: Oreochromis aureus
Lineage: Eukaryota; Metazoa; Chordata; Actinopteri; Cichliformes; Cichlidae
Gene: gtf3c5
Product: general transcription factor IIIC, polypeptide 5
Exons: 11
Coding region: 157-1746 (529 amino acids)
Biological process (GO): transcription initiation at RNA polymerase III promoter
Cellular component (GO): transcription factor TFIIIC complex
Source: RefSeq, a predicted model, not a curated record
GUGCUGAAAUGUUUCCGCCCGGAGUUAUUUUGGACUUGAACCCAUGCUCGUACAGCGGUUGGUGCAGGAGUUAGAUGUGUUUUCUUUCGUGUUCUUUUUGGCUAAAGUAGUUGGUUGACUACAUUACUCUUAAUUGUCGCCAGCCAAGGAGUCAGUAUGGCGGAUGUGAGGGACGCGAAGCUGGAUUUUACUCUCAAAGAGCUGCCGUUUUCCCAUCCCGCCAAACACGAGGAUGUCCCGGGCAGCUCGUCCACCGUGGAGCUCCAGGACAACAAGUUGGUGUGUGUGGAGUAUCCGGGGGUCUUCAGCAGCGCAGACAGGAUGCUGGCCACUCUGGGUAGUGAACAAAAAGUAACAAAAACCUAUGCCAACCCCAGCAAGCGUCUUGAGCUGCGUUACCGACCCCAAGACCCUUUCUGUCACUCACUGUACGGAAACCGCGUCGCAUCAGGCAACCUCCUCCUCAGAGUGCGACGGCGGGUGCGAAAAAAUGACCCCAAGGAUGCUGAAAUCCACAUGGACAUGCUCGGAGUCAUUGGAACCACAUACAAAUUCACGGGGCUGGCAGACUUCCAGUGCCUCGCUGUGCAUUCAGAAGGUGGAAAACAUACGUCUUUGUAUGACAAAAUCAUACUCCGCAAACCCGAGAGUCAAGAGUUCUUUGAGCAGCCCAUGCCUUACUUUCUCCCCCCACCCAUCUUCUCACGCCUCGACAGUCCCGUGGAUUAUUUCUAUCGGCCUGACGUCCAUCUAAACCAAAUGCUAGGUGACAGUAAGAAUUUCAUUGGCUUAAAUCGUGCUGGCCGGCCCCACAACGCCAUUUUUGUCAGCUUCACUGAUCCCAUCGUGCCUGCAGAGUGCCUUGAGGCAGCUAAAGUGACCUGGAAGCGAAUCUGCAUGAAUGAGUGUGACAAGCGGGGUGAGGAGCAGCUGAAAAAGAUGUUUGAGAGCCGGCCCAUCUGGUCACGGAACGCAGUCAAAGCCAACAUCAACCUCCACCCUGAUAAACUGAAGCUGCUGCUGCCCGUCUAUGCCUACUACAUGGUGACAGGGCCGUGGAGAAGCCUGUGGGUGAAGCUCGGCUACGAUCCCCGAAAGACCCCAGAGGCCAAAAAAUAUCAGAUGCUGGAUUUCAGGAUCCGUUGUAGCUCCAAGCACGGCUACUUGCUAUCCAACAUACCAAUAAAAGCCAAGAGAAGCUCCCUGAACUACAGUCUCCCAAACACAUUAAACAAGUCGGCACCCCAGCCAGCUAGUGUGAUGGAUCUUCCCACUCAGGAGGGUCCCAGCAGCAGUCGAGAUCCAGCUCCAGUCACGUACCAGCUGAAGGACUCAUCCUACAUUUUCAGAGAGGGCAUGCUGCCUCCUCACAGACAAAUGUUUUACCAGGUCUGUGAUUUGGAUGUGGAAAGCAUCCAAAAGGAGAUCGAGCAGAACAACGGCAACGAGCAGCACUGUGACGAGCGUGACGGCUGGUGUGUCGUCGGCACCACAGACAAGCUGAGGGACAUGAUCUCAGCCAUGAUCAAGGCGGUGAUCAGAGCGCAGAAGCCAGCGUUGCCGGAAUUACCCAAAAGACGAAGACGUAAAGGCCAAAGCGUAAAAGAUGUUUAUGCAGAGGAGGAGGAAGAUGAAGUAGGGGAGGAUGAGAAUAGGGAGGAUGAAGAGGAGGAUGAGGAAGACGAAUUUCAGCCAUCUGAAGGAAGUGAAAAUGAGAUGGAGACUGAAAUUUUAGAUUACAUGUAACACAAUAAAACCACGUGUUGACAUGAAUUUGACUGUUAAUCUGUUGUAUCAUCAGUUUCUUUAAAAAUGUGACCAGUUCAGUUGAAUGUAAAUAAAGAAAUUAUGUUCUUUUAAAGGUUUGUUUAACAGUUGUGUUCUCUUUGCUGUUAAUGCAGAGAAACCUUUUGUGUUUGCGUUUAAAUUGGCAUUUUUGUUAGUUACAGUAUAACUGGAGUUCACCAUGGACACAAAUAAAGGUUCAGUUUUUCUGACCAAAUAACUUUCAUAACCAACAUUAAAAAUUGCCAGAUGCCA